UGCCUGCUGAUAUAUAAGCUGCAUCUCAUAUAUGAACAUGAACAGCAAUGUGAGAGGCACAAGAGAGGAGGGAAAGAAAAAGAUGAGUUAUCAGUAUUUCAACCAUAGCCAUCUCCUGCUUUCCUUGAGACUGGAUGAAGGCGAAGAGAUCAAUUGCAAGGCUUGUGACAGACUCAUAGCUGAACAUAUAUUCUAUGGCUGCAUUGCCUGCAAAUACUACCUCCAUGACCGGUGUCUCAACUUACCUCGCUGGAUCAAACACCCAUCUCAUCCUUCCCACUCACUCACCCUGCUGCCAGCCCCCACAUACCCAUCUGGAUCCUUCUCCUGCAAUGCUUGUGGCUCAGCUGCAAACUCCUUCAGCAUGAGCUGUGCUGAAUGUGAGUUUGAUCUUCACCUUCACUGUUCCUCUCUGCCCAGCACUGUACUUCUUGAUGCACACCCACAUGAACUGAAGCUGACCUUUGAGUCUCCUUAUGAUGACGAGAAGGUCAGUUUUGUCUGUGAUGUUUGUGGGUCUGUGGCGGACCGCCAUCAGUGGGUGUACUACUGUGCUGAAUGUGACUUUGGGACCCACUUGGAAUGUGCCACGGCGGCGGUUGAGCAGCCAGGGAUGGAGGAGCCGGCCAGCGGUGAGGUGGCUGAUCAGUCCCAGACUGAUCAGCCAUCUGGGUCAGAUGAUGGGGCUAAUAAUCCCUUUAAGCAAGUGGUGGAUGAGAUGAUGGAGAAUCAACUUGAGAUGAUGAGGCUGCAGAAUGAGAUGAACAGGACCAGGAUGUUUGCACAGCUAAUGACUUGGCCUUAUCGUUAAGCUAAUGGGCUCCUUGAAAAUGAAAGAUGGAUGAUGUUACCUGGAUUCAUUUAGCUUUUACUUUCUCUACAAUAAAUCUUGUCAACGAUGAACAGAUUCUCAUCUAUAGCAAGAUAUUGAUUUGUAUCCUUACAUGCCGUUGGUUUUAAUUAGAGCAAUGCAUAAAUUUCUUGUCUUAUGGUGAAUUAAAAAUUAUUAAUCAAAAC
Messenger RNA from Vitis riparia (riverbank grape), 1017 nucleotides. RefSeq lists its product as uncharacterized. The record is from RefSeq and is a predicted model, not a curated record. Bases 32 to 811 code for a protein of 259 amino acids. NCBI's taxonomy places the organism in Eukaryota, Viridiplantae, Streptophyta, Magnoliopsida, Vitales, Vitaceae. The transcript has a single exon.